UUUCCUCCCACUUUCCCUUCCCAACAUCAAAUUCUUUCUUACGGUCCUUCUCCCAUCUCUCUUGCUCUCUAUAUAACUUGCUAAGGACUGGUUUUCCUUUCAAUACUGAAAAGAAAGAUUUUGAUCGAUAGAGAGCUUCAACUGAUAAUAAUUCAAGCUUUUUUCGUCGUCAGCAAUGGACUCAGAAUGGGUGAACACUUCUCUCGGCCUCAAUGUUAUUCCUUUCCACCCUGCUAGUUAUGAUCAAGCUCCUGUGAAGAAGCAACUAGAGCUUGAAGGGGAUUAUACUAAAGUAUUUGAAGGCCAUGCAUCGGUGAAACAAGAGGCAGCAGCUAGCCAUGUAUUGACUGAAGAGUUGAAUAGGAUAAGUUUGGAGAACAAGAAGCUGACUGAGAUGCUUGCCUCUCUCUGUGAAAACUACACCAAUUUGCAAUCCCAUGUGAAGGAGUUGAUGAUCACCAAGCAGCAAAGUUCUGAUCAAAACGAUUUGGCUACAAACUUCAACAAGAAGCGAAAACCGGACAGCGAAGACUACAGCAACAUGAUUGGAUUAACUAGUACUGAGACCAGCUCCAUCAGUGAUGAAGAGUACGGAUGUAAGAGGCCGAAGGAGAACAUGAACUUGAAGAUUUCUAGGGUUUAUGUACGCACUGAAGCCUCUGAUACACGCCUGAUUGUGAAGGAUGGAUAUCAAUGGAGAAAAUAUGGUCAAAAGGUCACGAGAGAUAACCCAUCUCCUAGGGCUUACUACAAGUGCUCCUUUGCCCCAAGUUGCCAAGUUAAAAAGAAGGUGCAAAAAAGUGCGGAAAAUCCAUGUGUGUUGGUGGCUACAUAUGAAGGAGAACAUAACCACAUGCACCCUGAAACCAGAGCUGAAGUAACAUUGAUAGGCUCAAUAUCUCCAAACCAGCAGCUUAGUCCGCUUUCUCCAUCCAUGCCCAAGAGAACAUCGCCAGUUCCAACUUUCUCAUGUGACAAAAAUAAUAAUCUGAGCCCCCGAGAAAUCGAAGGCGCUCCACCGGCUUUUCAACAGUUUCUGGUCCAACAAAUGGCUUCUUCCUUGACCAAAGAUCCCAAUUUCGCAUCUGCACUUGCUGCUGCCAUGUCAGGAAGAUUUUCAGACCAUUCUCGGAUGGGAAAUUGGUGAAAAUCAAACCCAAGAAAGAAAGAAAAAAGACGAAAAAUUAGAGCUAUGUAUACCCGAUUAUUAUCACUUAGAUUGAGUUCUUAAUUUGCUGGUUGUAUUUAAUUUUAUUUACACAUCAUUUGAGAGUUGUAAAGUGCAAGGAUAUGUAAAUAGAAUUAUGAAAUCAUCAUGAAUGAAGAAAAAGGAUUAGUUGUUCUUUACUGAAGUAGUA
This is a messenger RNA of Prunus mume (Japanese apricot), 1358 nucleotides long. RefSeq names its product putative WRKY transcription factor 60. NCBI's taxonomy places the organism in Eukaryota, Viridiplantae, Streptophyta, Magnoliopsida, Rosales, Rosaceae. Gene Ontology annotation, molecular function: DNA-binding transcription factor activity; sequence-specific DNA binding. Gene Ontology annotation, biological process: regulation of DNA-templated transcription. The record is from RefSeq and is a predicted model, not a curated record.